AAAUGGUAACAACCAAAAAAAAUAAAAAACACACACGCACAAACAAAACUCUUAAUUUUCACGAAUGCACCAGAAUUAUAAAGAAUUCUGAGAAUUUGUUCUUGAAAGCUUGAUUUUCCGGACAAACAAUGGCGAAAUCAAGUGCAGAUGAUGAAGAAUUGAAACGAGCAUGUCAAGCAGCUAUUGAAGGUACCAAACAAAAGAUCGUCAUGUCUAUCCGUGUCGCUAAAAGCCGUGGAGUUUGGGGUAAAUCUGGAAAAUUAGGUCGUAAUCAUAUGGCUAAACCUAGGGUUCUCGCAAUUUCCACGAAAGCAAAAGUUCAAAGGACAAAAGCGUUUCUUCGAGUUUUAAAAUACUCAUCUGGAGGAGUUCUUGAGCCUGCAAAAAUAUACAAACUAAAGCAUCUUUCAAAAGUGGAGGUUGUUUCAAAUGAUCCCAGUGGCUGUACGUUUAUGCUGGGAUUUGACAACCUUAGAAGCCAGAGUGUUUCCCCACCUCAAUGGACCAUGCGGAACACUGCAGACAGGAAUCGCCUAAUAGUGUGUAUCUUAAACAUAUGCAAAGAAAUUCUAGGCCGUCUUCCCAAAGUUGUUGGUAUGGAUGUUGUUGAGAUGGCUAUUUGGGCUAAGCAAAACACACCAGCAGUAACUACACAGUCAAAUCCCGAAAGUGGACCUGUUGACUCUGUUAUGACAGAAGAUGAUUUGACAGUGGCUGUUGAAAGGGACCUUGUCUCACAAGCUGAAGAAGAGGACAUGGAGGCCCUUCUUGGCACUUAUGUCAUGGGUAUUGGGGAGGCCGAAGCAUUUUCUGAAAGGCUAAAAAGAGAACUUCUUGCUCUAGAAGCGGCAAAUGUGCACGCCAUUUUAGAAAAUGAACCUAUAAUAGAUGAGGUAUUGCAGGGGCUGGAAUCGGCAACCAUUUGUGUUGAAGAUAUGGAUGAGUGGCUUGGCAUUUUUAACGUAAAGCUCAGGCACAUGAGAGAGGAUAUUGAAUCGAUAGAAACUCGUAACAAUAACUUGGAGAUGCAGUCCAUAAAUAAUAAAGCACUGAUAGAUGAGCUCGAUAAACUUCUUGAACGUUUGCGUGUCCCUCCAGAGUAUGCAGCACUUUUAACUGGAGGUUCAUUUGACGAGUCUCGUAUGCUCCAAAAUUUUGAAGCAAUGGAAUGGUUGAGUAGUGCUUCAGCUGGUUUGGACAUUCCAAGUUUGGAUCCGUAUGCCAACUUACUAUCGGUUAAAGAGAAGCGAGGAGAACUUGCAAUUUUGAAAUCAACCUUUGUACGUAGAGCGUCUGAGUAUCUGAGCAAUUAUUUUGCUAAUUUGGUGGAUUUUAUGAUGAGCGACAAGAGUUACUUCUCCCAAAGAGGACAAUUGAAGAGGCCUGAUCAUGCUGAUCUGCGGUAUAAGUGCAGGACGUAUGCACGUCUUCUACAGCACAUAAAGAGUCUUGAUGCGCGCUCCAUGGGUCCGUUGAGAAAGACUUACUGUCAAUCCCUCAAUCUCCUUCUUCGUCGCGAGGCUCGUGAAUUUGCAAACGAACUUCGUGCUAGUGUAAAAGUAGCUGCAAAACCCCCGGUUUUGUUUGAUGCUGCGGCAGGUCCUGCUCAAUCUGCAAACAACAUAGAUACUUCAGCAGCUUCAGAUGCAUAUGCUAAGAUGCUCACAAUAUUUAUUCCUCUCCUUGUAGACGAGAGUUCUUUUUUUGCACAUUUCAUGUGCUUUGAAGUUCCCGCGCUUACCGUACCUGAGGGUCAUGCAGGUGGUAAUCGAAAUGGAUCUCAUGACAUGGACAAUGAUCCAGACGAUUUGGGCAUUGAGGACAUUGAUGGGAGUGAGCGCAAAACUGGCACUACUUCAAUGGAUAUGGGAGCAUUAAAUCAAUCUCUUCAAGAUUUGCUUGAUGGGAUCCAAGAGGACUUUUACGCAGUGGUGGACUGGGCGUGUAAGAUUGAUCCUUUGCGCUGCAUAUCGAUGCAUGGGGUUACAGAAUCCUAUUUAUCGUCUCAGAAAGCUGAUGCAGCAGGAUUUGUGCGUGUCCUGCUGGGGGACCUGGAGUCAAGAAUUUCCAUCCAUUUCAGUCGGUUCGUCGAUGAAGCUUGCCACCAGAUUGAGAGAAAUGAGCGUAAUGUAAAACAGAUGGGAGUCCAACCAUACAUUCCAAGGUUUGCUGUCUUAGCAACACGUAUGGAGCAGUACAUUCGAGGACAAAAUCGGGAUUUAGUUGAUCAGGCAUACACAAAAUUGGUUAGCAUUAUGUUUGUUACUUUGGAAAAGAUUGCACAAGUUGAAUUGAAGUAUUCUGAAAUUGUGCUUCUCGAGAACUAUGCUGCCUUCCAGAACAGUCUUUAUGAACUAGCAAAUGUUGUCCCAACACUUGCGAAGUUCUAUCACCAGGCCAGUGAAGCUUACGAACAAGCCUCCACGCGUCAUAUUAAUAUGGUCAUAUAUAUUCAUUUUGAUAGACUCUUCUUAUUCGCUCGGAGAGUGGAGGAUUUGAUGUUCACCAUGAAUCCAGAGGAGAUCCCUUACCAGCUAGGUCUAUCUAAAGCCGAUCUUCGCAAGGUGUUAAAAUCUAGUUUGUCUGGGGUGGACAAGUCCGUCAGUGCAAUGUAUAGGAAGUUAGGGAAGAAUUUGACUUCAGAGGAGUUACUACCAUCCUUAUGGGAUAAAUGCAAGAGGGAUUUUCUGGAUAAGUACGUAAGUUUUGUAGAAUUGGUUGCAAAAAUCUACCCGAAUGAACCUGUUCCAGCUCCACAAGAACUGAAAGAGCUUCUUGCUAACAUGUAGAUGGAGAAAGUUUGUCCGUACCAUAAGAUAUAUAGCUGUGUACAGUUAGCCUACAAUUCUAUCUCCACCUGAUCCAAAAUUGGAUCACCCUUCUUCACUCCACAUUUUGUAAUUCAAUUUCUUUUUAGGCACCAGCCACCAGGGUUCCUAUUCCAUCUACAUUGGUUCCUGGUUCAGUCUAUUUGAGGGUCUUUUGGAAAAGGUUAAUUUUUUUGGUUUCCGUUGCAGUUAUACGUGAAAUGAGCUUUGUAAUGACUCGUACUUGAAAGUUCUUGUUCAUGAAAUCUCAGACUCGUGUCUUUAUAGCAUAAAUUUGAAGUUCUUG
Molecule: messenger RNA, 3114 nt
Organism: Papaver somniferum (opium poppy)
Lineage: Eukaryota; Viridiplantae; Streptophyta; Magnoliopsida; Ranunculales; Papaveraceae
Product: exocyst complex component SEC3A-like
Exons: 25
Coding region: 129-2789 (886 amino acids)
Biological process (GO): Golgi to plasma membrane transport; exocytosis
Cellular component (GO): plasma membrane; exocyst
Molecular function (GO): phosphatidylinositol-4,5-bisphosphate binding
Source: RefSeq, a predicted model, not a curated record